AUGUCAGGAACACCAGACCCAGAUCAAGUUCAAACUGUUGAACAAAAGGCGAACAAGGCACUGAAAGAAAAGUACACAAAUACAGGUAGCUAUGUACAGAUGCUCCCAUUGGUUGAUGAUAGUAAGAGACACAUAAUGGACAUCUACAGUAAGCUAUGUUUAGAUGAACUAGUUGACACAAGAAGGAAGACUCAACACAAGAAAAUUAGUUCAUAUGAAGAGAUUUUCCACUUUCAGACCAGGGAGGGUAAUCCAAUCAAACGUAUUGUUGCAAGCGGAUCAGCAGGAAUUGGCAAGACAACCCUAAUUGACAAAAUUGCUUAUGAUUGGGCAAUGGGCAACAGUGAGACACUCAAUAAGUUCAAACUUGUUUUUGCUCUCAAAAUGUGCUCAUUAAAACAAAGCACGGAGUUAACAGAAGCAAUCGGUAAUCAGCUAGUGGCCAAUGACUCUGUAGAUCAAUCUGCUUUGGAAGAUUUUAUUGACAAGAACCAAGACAAAGUAUUGAUUCUCUUGGAUGGAUUCGAUGAAUUUAAAUUUGACCAGCUUGACACAUCCUCAUUUCGUUCGAUUCUCAAUAUUAUUCAUCGAAAGCUGGGCACAGAAUGUUGGGUAGUUAUUACAUCCCGUCCUCCCCUUGACAAAUUAGUCAACUCAUCAUUGGUUAAAAAGCCCUAUGCUCAUGUGAGAGUUGAGGGGUUUUCAGAUACAGAUAAAAAGGAAUAUGUGAACAAAUUCUUCACUGAAGAUCGUGACAAGGCUAGCAGGCUUACAGAGCAGAUAAAACAAUCAGAAACCUUGUCUGAUUUGGCAAAGAGUCCCAUGCUACUGCUGCUGAUGUGUUUGCUGGUGGGGAGCACAGAGAACACCCUCCCAGACACAAUGACACAACUGUAUUACCAAAGCACUGAAUUACAUAUUCAAAAGAAAAACAAGCGACAUCGAAGACGCUGCAAUAUCUAA
This is a messenger RNA of Asterias rubens (European starfish), 963 nucleotides long. RefSeq names its product NACHT, LRR and PYD domains-containing protein 10-like. The coding region runs from base 1 to 963 and encodes 320 amino acids. The transcript has a single exon. The record is from RefSeq and is a predicted model, not a curated record. NCBI's taxonomy places the organism in Eukaryota, Metazoa, Echinodermata, Asteroidea, Forcipulatida, Asteriidae.